AUGCUGCCCGCGCCCUACCACCGCGUCAGUUCCUCUUUGCCGUGCUGCUUCGCCGUCCAUGGGGAGUCGCUGUCGCUGCUGAUCCGCCACGAGCCGCCAUCACAAGUCAACAACGAAGAGAGAGAGAGAGCCGCGAGGAGGAGGAUCGCGCCACCCAGUCGCAGUCGUCGUCCUCGCCGCGCCGCCGUUGAGCCCACUGAGCAGAAGUCCAUCGCCGCCGUUCGCGCCUCUAUCGCAGUCCGAGAAGCUUCCAUGGCCGUUGCCGUCGAGCUCACAAGUGAGAGAAGAGAGCUGCAGGUGAGAGGGAAAGGUGUUGCGCCGCCAUUCUUUACUGCACAGCAACCGCCAUGCCGCCGCGUGCCACCGCCGCUGCUCACCGCCGCGUGCCACCGCCGCUGCUCACCGCCGAGGAGAAGCCUUGCCUACGCUGCUGCCUUCCGGGCCAGAUUCACCGGGAGCAGAGAAGCGCGCCACCGCCACCUCCAGACGCCCUUGCCGUCGCCGAGGAGGAGAGGAAGAGGAAGGAAUGCUACCCGCGCCCUACCACCGCGUCAGUUCUUCUUCACCGUGCUGCUUCGCCGUCCAUGGGGAGUCGCUGUCACUGCUGAUCCGCCACGAGCCGCCAUCACAAGUCAACAACGAAGAGAGAGAGAGAGAGCCGCGAGGAGGAGGAUCGCGCCACCCAGUCGCAGUCGUCGUCCUCGCCGCGCCGCCGUCGAGCCCACUGAGCAGAAGCCCAUCGCCGCCGUUCGCGCCUCUAUCGCAGUCCGAGAAGCUUCCAUGGCCGUUGCCGUCGAGCUCACAAGUGAGAGAAGAGAGCUGCAGGUGAGAGGGAAAGGUGUUGCGCCGCCAUUCUUUACUGCACAGCAACCGCCAUGCCGCCGCGUGCCACCGCCGCUGCUCACCGCCGCGUGCCACCGCCGCUGCUCACCGCCGCGUGCCACCACCGCUGCUCACCGCCGAGGAGAAGCCUUGCCUACGCUGCUGCCUUCCGGGCCAGAUUUACCGGUAACCCUGUUUCUUGCUUUCUUGAACCCUAUUCCACUUCUAUUCUAUUCCACUGUUUUGAUUUUUGUUAGUGUCUCUGGCUCUCUGCUGCCUUAAUCACUCAGAUUAAUACUACCGCCGGCACUGGCUUGGCAUUUCUGCUCAGCUGUGCCCUUAUUCGCCGUUUUGAUUGUUGAAAGAAAAUGUUAUCGAAGCUAUGGCUUCUCCGUUCCCCAUUCUCUUGUUUCUUUUCUGAGGGUGCUUGGAAUACAAAUCAUGAUGUACCUGCUGCAGAAUAAGGUGAAAAGAGGUUUUAUCGCGUUAAAAUAGCUGCGGGUUUGAUUCUUUGAGGAACCAGAUGAAGAAGCAUUAAGAAGAGUUAUACUGCAUUUGGUUUAUAUGCUGUUGUAUUAAUUAGAUUAUUUUCUUCCCUCGUCUUUAUUAUUACAAGUUUGUAAGAGGGAUAGGAAUUGAAUGUUUUAUAUGUAUAAUAUAUUGAAUUAUUAUGUAAGGAGUCUUGUAUAUGAAUCUAUGCAAGUUUGUAUUUUUCUUAAGACAAAGUAUUUAUUUCUGUUUUUUUUUAAAGAAAUCAGCGAUACAGUGUCGAGUCAUAGGCUCCUAUUUUAAUAUUUAGUAUGUAAAGUAGUCGUAAUACUUCUUGCUAUCAGAGUAGCGCAGCCGGAAGCGUGACUUUUGAUAGUGAGGAUGUUACAUUGAUAAGUGGAGUUUCAGAUUAGAUCAGAAUAAAUAUUAGCCAAAAAUACCUUUUUUCUCUGUAAAGAAAAAUUUAAACAGCCUAGCCCUUAGCCCGUUUAACUCAAAAUUUAAACGGCCUUAAUUUUAGAGACAAAAUAUGCCUGUUUAAAUGUAGGGUGUUCAUGGAUCAGAUCCGAUUUAUAUAUCCGCGGCAUUUAUCCGAAUUCGAUAUAAAAAUUGCGGAUAUGGAUCCGAUCUGCACACUUAUAGGAUCAGAU
This is a messenger RNA of Arachis stenosperma, 1961 nucleotides long. RefSeq lists its product as uncharacterized. The record is from RefSeq and is a predicted model, not a curated record. The coding region runs from base 1 to 1104 and encodes 367 amino acids. Lineage: Eukaryota; Viridiplantae; Streptophyta; Magnoliopsida; Fabales; Fabaceae. The transcript is spliced from 4 exons.